Didymosphaeria variabile is the source of this 1644-nucleotide messenger RNA. RefSeq lists its product as uncharacterized. The record is from RefSeq and is a predicted model, not a curated record. NCBI's taxonomy places the organism in Eukaryota, Fungi, Ascomycota, Dothideomycetes, Pleosporales, Didymosphaeriaceae. The coding region runs from base 1 to 1644 and encodes 547 amino acids. The transcript has a single exon.
AUGGCCCCCAAAGCGAAGCCGGAGCGACCAUGGAAAGAAGUAGCCGAGGAAGCCCAGGUAUAUCGUGAUUCGACUAUCAGCACGCUUCAUCCACCAGCACCCAAAAUACCAACAGAGCUGCCUAAGAAUGUCUUGUCGAUUCCACAAAAGCUCCUGCAUCCCCAAGUUGUAUCCAUCACCGACUUGCCCCCCGAGCAACUUCUCUCAUUGCUUUCCACUGGCCAGCUGUCCGCGCUUCAUGUCACCACUGCCUAUCUACAACGAGCUGCUGUCGCACAGGGCCUUGUCAACUGUCUCACCGAACUUCUAGCAACGCAAGCCUUGGAGCGGGCGAAAGAACUCGACGCGUACUUCCAAGAACACCAAGAACCCAUAGGCCCUCUGCACGGCCUCCCGAUUAGUGUCAAAGAGCAUGUAGGGUUCGAAGGUCUACGUUGCACUACCGGUUACAUUUCCCACUGGGACAAUGUUCCGAAAGAGGAUGCACACAUCCUGCAGGUCCUACGCAAAGCCGGUGCUGUGUUUCACUGCCGGACUACUAUACCACAAACGAUGAUGCAUCUCGAAACCGACUCAAAUCUAUACGGUGUCACAAACAACCCGUAUAAUAGCAACCUCUCUGCUGGUGGCAGUUCAGGCGGAGAAGGAGCCCUACUUGCUCUUCACGGCUCAUGCCUUGGAAUUGGCUCUGAUGUGGGCGGCUCGAUACGCAGCCCGGCCGCGAAUUGCGGCGUGUAUGGUAUCAAACCGACGGCUUUCCGGAUACCGACGGAUGGCUGGGGUUACAUAAUGGCUGGUGCUGAUACCGUCGAAUCUGUCCUGGGUCCCAUGUCGGUGUCUUUAUCGGGUCUCAAGCUGUUCAUGAAGACAGUCAUAGAUUCGCAGCCAUGGCUGACUGAACCUGCCCUACUACCAUUUCCCUGGCGAAGUUUUGUACUUCCAAAAGACCGCCCAUUGAGAAUCGGCGUGCUAUGGGACGACCGCAUUGUAAGGCCCCACCCGCCAAUAACCCGAGCUCUGAAGACGGUGGCAGACCGCCUCCAAGAGCAAGGCAUCGAAAUCGUGGAUUUCAAACCCUAUCUACACGAAGAAGCCUGGGCCAUCAUCGCAUCACUCUACUUCACCGAUGGCGGCGAAGCAGACGGUGAAGCCAUCAAUUCUUCAGGUGAGCCCUGGAGACCGCUAUCCGAAUGGAUCAUCACGCAAAAUGCGUGCGUCAAGAAGCUCGAUGUCGGCGAAGUGACAUACUGGCUAGAGGAGCGCGAGGCAUAUCGCAAGGAGUACGCGUUGCAUUGGAACGAGCUAGGCGUAGACGCUGUACUUUGCCCUGUCGGGCCAGGUGUGGCACCCAAGCACAACACAGCGAAGUACUGGUGGUAUACUUCGCAAUGGAACCUGCUCGACUAUCCUAGCGUUGCGUUUCCUGUAACGAAGGUGGAUAAGCAGAUAGACAAGUGGGUGGGGGACCCCAAAUCGCUCAGUGAACACGACACAUACAACCGGGAAUUGUGGGAUCCGGAAGAAUUCGACGGGCUCCCCGUCAGUCUGCAACUAAUAGGUAGAAGAUUCGAGGACGAGAAGAUCUUAGCCAUCCUAGAGCACAUCACUGAGCAGAUCAAUUUGCCCUUCGAACAAUUUCCAUGA